Messenger RNA from Closterium sp. NIES-67, 1015 nucleotides. The record is from the annotation of a GenBank genome assembly. NCBI's taxonomy places the organism in Eukaryota, Viridiplantae, Streptophyta, Zygnematophyceae, Desmidiales, Closteriaceae.
CUUGUUUUCUGAACUUCCACAAACGGUCUCCAUGUGAACUUUGGCGACUCUGUUGAAGCCAAACAUGCCUCGAGAAUCCCAGUUACUGUACUAGCCUUUCAUCACUAGGAAUUUCCCUCAGCUUGUCACAGUCGUUGCGAACUCGUGAAGGCUCCUCCCCCUGAUCUAUCCCAAUCGUUCAUCGCAUGAGUGAAUACGUCGACAGAGAAGGCUGAUACAAGCCGUACGAUUAUACCAUACCAGACCCUCCCCUUGUCCCGGCCUCCAUAUUUCCGCCAUCCUGCUGUCUGCCGCCGAGUCAGCACCACAGUGAUCCACCCAGUCUUUACUUUAGAAACUACCUCGGAUCGACCUCUCGUCAUUCUGGUAGCACCGGACCGGAAUUUCCUCUCGUGCCACCCUCGAUAUAGCCCGCCAUCAUGCUGUCGGGUGCUGAGUCAUCAGCGCUCCUGUCCGCGCUGGCAGAAGACAGGUCCUUCAAAUCCAACGCAGAGGCGUUUCCCGCGCUUUUCCUCCCACUCGCCGGUUCACCGCCUGCUGCACUCUCGCCAUGCUCCUAGAGGUGGCUUCAGAGCCCUCCCUGCCUUCCAUCGAGCGCUGCUUCGCCCUCAACCUGCUCUCACACUCUCUAGCGGAUGUCCCCGGCAAGUCACCUCGGGAAUAUGUGCAGCUUUUCAGACCCCCCAACCAGAUGGAUAGAAUUAGCCCAGACAUUCCUGUAGAGCAACCACAGGCAGCAGCAACACACGCGGCACCAACACCACCUGCAGCACUAGCAGCAGCAGCAGCAGCAGUAGCAGCAGCAGGAGCAUCUAAACCAGCAGCUGCAGCGCACCCAUCAGGUAUGGCAGCAGCAGGUGUUACUUCUGACGCCGAAGCCAAACCCAAACCCAAACCCAAACCCAAACCCAAGCCCAAAACCGCCAGGCUGCUACUUCCAAAGGGGAGUUUAUGUCCGGGGAGUCCGAUGCAGGCAUGAGAGGGGGCCGGAUGCAAGAGGGUGUUACAGGGGAGU